Rotaria socialis is the source of this 651-nucleotide messenger RNA. Lineage: Eukaryota; Metazoa; Rotifera; Eurotatoria; Philodinida; Philodinidae. The record is from the annotation of a GenBank genome assembly.
AUGUUUUGCAUCAAGACGAGUGUGGCAUAUUUUAAUUAUUUACGUUUCGUUUGUUUAUUUCCUCAACCAUCCUAUCGACGAUUGUUAGUCAUCAUUUUGAUUUCAUUUUUUAUAUCUAUCACAUGGGUCAGUGUCGCAGCUGGACUUAAUUCAAAUGCAUCAUACAACAUUACUCAAUUGUAUCCGUAUAAACUUUGUUGGUUUACUCGGGAUGUUAUUUACUACUUUCUAACCAUACCUGUUGGUGUCUUCCUUUUCUUGAAUAUCUUAACAUUCAUUCUUGUAGCUCACCGUAUAAUAAAUCAUGCUCGGCGUGCAACAUCACCUCAUCAAUUGUAUGAGCGAAUGAAACGAUGUGUACUCAUUCUACUUUUGUCAUCUGCAACACAAGGCAUUGGCUGGCUUUUUGGCCCAUUUCUGACGUUUAUUAGUUCAGAAGCCGGCAAUAUUUUAGGAUGGGUUUUUGUUAUUUUCAAUGGAUUGGAAGGUCUCUGGGUGAUUUUGUUGUAUAUAGUAAUUCGAUCGUUACGCAUGGAUAAACAAAAGCAUCGGGUUGCUGCUGAACACCUUACGAAAUCAACAGAACAAAUAUCUCAUAAAUAUGGAAAGUAUUUUGAGGGAGACAAUGAGAAUGAAGAUAUAGUAACAUGA